AGCCUGCUAAAUAAAACUGAACUCUUGGAAUGGCAUACCAUUUGACCUUUUGAAGGUUCUCCAGCAGUAUUUAACUGGUGCAAAAGGAGCACACUCGCAAUUGUCCACUUUUGACAUGACAGACCCUCCUGUUAGUUCACACAAUGUUCAAAAGGCAGAAGUCCCUCGCUUCAGAACGCAAGAGAGGAUUAUUUUCCCAAAGAGCUACACGGUUCAUACUGAGGGAUGAUAUGAGAAAUUUUCACUUUUUGUCAAAACUUGUACUCUCAGCGGGCCCUCUAAAACCAACACCAGCAGUCAAACAUUCAAAAACAACUCACUUUGAGAUUGAAAUACUUGAUGCUCAAACAAGGAAACAGAUAUGUAUUCUGGAUAAGGUGACACAAUCAUCUACUAUUCAUGAUGUUAAGCAAAAGUUUCACAAAGCAUGUCCAAAGUGGUACCCUUCUCGAGUUGGUCUGCAGCUAGAAUGUGGUGGGCCUUUUUUGAAGGACUACAUUACCAUUCAAAGUAUUGCAGCUUCCUCCAUUGUCACACUGUAUGCUACAGAUCUAGGUCAACAAGUCAGCUGGACCACAGUAUUUUUGGCUGAAUACACAGGACCUCUGCUAAUAUACCUCCUCUUUUAUUUGAGGAUUCCAUGUAUAUAUGAUGGAAAAGAGAGUGCUAGAAGAUUACGCCACCCGGUGGUACACUUGGCUUGUUUCUGUCAUUGUAUACACUACAUCCGAUACCUUUUGGAAACCUUAUUUGUUCACAAAGUUUCUGCAGGACACACACCUUUGAAAAAUUUGAUAACGAGUUGUGCCUUUUACUGGGGAUUUACUUCUUGGAUUGCCUACUACAUUAAUCAUCCACUGUAUACACCACCAUCAUUUGGAAACAGGCAAAUCACAGUAUCUGCUAUCAAUUUUCUGAUUUGUGAAGCUGGGAAUCAUUUCAUUAAUGUAAUGUUGUCUCAUCCCAAUCACACAGGAAACAAUGCCUGUUUCCCAAGUCCAAAUUAUAACCCCUUCACAUGGAUGUUUUUCCUGGUUUCAUGUCCUAACUACACCUAUGAGAUUGGAUCAUGGAUUAGUUUCACAGUCAUGACACAAACACUGCCAGGUGGUCUCACUGCCUAAGACAUCAAAAUAAAAAGCCUGACAAACUUACACCAUCUUGUUAUAAAUAUUAAUGCUACAGGUAUAAUCCUGCAGCGGCCAUGUACGCGUUUUUAGCCUUUAAAACCUAAGCUUCAUAUAUAGGUUUUAGGAGUUACUAUACAUAAGAUGUACACAUAUGCAUAUAUGUAUGGGUGUGUGUGUAAAUGUGCGCACUUAUAAACUUUAAUGAUACUCUCUAAAUUAAUAUAUAAGGUUUAUAUAAAUAAUAAGUUUGCAUUGAUGGCUGAAAAAUUGUGCAUUUCCUUUAAUAUAAAACAAAUCUCUAUAAUCUCACAUAUUCAUGGUUUUUUUACCACAUAUCUAAGUAACUUAAUCUUAGCUUCUGAAGUAUUUUGCAGGAACAGCAUUUAACACUGCAGAGAUUAGUUGUAGGUGUCUUAAUUACAUUUAUAUAUCAGUGUGUUUGGUGGGGAAAGAAGAUAAAAAAUAAAACAUUUAAAUAUAAAAUUAAAAUUAAAAUUAAAAUUAAAUAUGACAUUUAUUUAUAGUAGAUGUCAUAAUUUGAUGAUAUUCAUAGGAAAAACAUAAAGGAAAAAUUUAAAUGCAAAAAAAUAUAUACAUACACUACAUAAAUUAAUAAUAAAAUUAGUACCAUGGUUAUUUGUUGAAGUAAUAUACUGUCCUAAAUAUGUUUCGUUAUACCGUGUUCUCUCAGAGUUAACACUCUCAUCCUGCAAAUAAAAGAUAUAUUCUCAAAUUCUACAAUUCUUGUGUGUGUAUUUUCAACAGUUGUGAUUUUUAUGUCACGAUAAAUUAUGAUAAUAUUAGCAACUUUGAAAUUCUAUGCUUUGUGACUUAUAGGCCUCAUUUCUAAUUUAAUAAGGUAUGUAUGUAUUUGAUAUUUUCAUAAAAGCAAUACAGGGUUUGGCCAAGAAGUUUUGCCAUCUAUGAAAGGCACACAUUUGAUGCUAUUAUAAGCCAUAUUAACUGGAGAACAUUUCUAAAAUACUUCUAUUUCACAUGCAAAUUUUAUACUCUAUAUAUUGAUGGAUUUGUUUCUUAGAUUGAGAUUCAGAUGUGGCAAUCAGUGAGAGAGGAAAAAGGUACAAGCCUGUCUCUACUUUUUAGAUAGUUUGCUUAAGAGACAAAACAAGUUCAACUUUAAUUGAAAUAUUGCGUGUUUGCUUGCUUAAUUAUUCUGUUAUCCCUUAAAUUAAAUAUUCUUUAUAAUAAGCGUGUCUUUGAACAUGAAAAAAGAUUAACAGCUCUGAGCGUGAAACUUUUCCUAUCAUGAGAGACAUUUUAGCCUCAUCGCAAGAAGACUUUUGCUUUGCUCAAACCAUCCCGUAUUUCUUUUUGACACUUGGAAGUAUGCCUCUGCUUCUUUUAUUUCUUUUAAACAUUCUGGAGUUUUUGUUGUUUUGUUGUUAACUGUUGCCAAAUUAAUAAUUGUUAGAUGACAAAUGUCCUUAAAAAGUGUUUUUCAGUAAUUGUGCCUAAAGAAAUACAGUUAUAAUUGUCAUCAAA
Molecule: messenger RNA, 2633 nt
Organism: Macaca mulatta (Rhesus monkey)
Lineage: Eukaryota; Metazoa; Chordata; Mammalia; Primates; Cercopithecidae
Source: RefSeq, a predicted model, not a curated record